Messenger RNA from Phragmites australis (common reed), 1810 nucleotides. RefSeq names its product CBS domain-containing protein CBSX6. NCBI's taxonomy places the organism in Eukaryota, Viridiplantae, Streptophyta, Magnoliopsida, Poales, Poaceae. The record is from RefSeq and is a predicted model, not a curated record. The transcript is spliced from 2 exons. The coding region runs from base 346 to 1569 and encodes 407 amino acids.
CCCCGCAUUAGUUUCCCAUCCAUCCUUUGUCAGCCUCUCCCCUACCUCCGCGAAGCGCUCGGCCGGGUGGGUCUCUAUCUCGUCCCGCUCGCAUCGCUCCGCCCCACCCAUCGUUCAUCAGCGCGCAGCACUCCUCAGAUUCAGGCGACUUCAAUCCCGUCUGCUUCCUCACUUUAAUGGGCUUUUCCUCCCACCGACAUGGCCGGCGAUCCCAGCACCCGCGCCGCCGGUGACCGCUCCCCCUCCUCCUCCUUGUUUGCCGGGGGCGGGCUCGGCCUCGGCCCCUCCAGCCUCUUCCUCCACCUGCUCCUCCUCCACUCGCUCUUAUAGCCCCGCCACCCGGCCAUGGCCGCCGUGUUCUUCCACCACGUCGUAGGCGACCUCACCGUGGGCAAGCCGGAGGUCGCCGAGCUGCACGACACCGACACGCUCGAAGACGCCGCGCGAGCCAUCGCGGCCAGCCCAGAGGGCGCCGUGCCCGUCUGGCGCCCGCGGGCGGCGCCGGACGAGCCGCCUUCGGGGGCGAGGUUCAUCGGGAUGAUCUCCGCGCUCGACAUCUCCGCGUUCUUGGCCGCUUCCGGCGCCGGGGACCGGGCCAUGCACGCGGUGGUCGCCGAGGUAGUGCAGCACAACCCCGGGCUACUAAGGGAGAUCGAUCCGGGCACGAGGUUGAUCGACGCACUGGAGCUGAUGAGGCAUGGAGUGAAGCGCUUCCUUGUUCGCAAGAGCGGGACCUGGACAGGCAUUACCAAGCGGUUUUCAUUGCUUUACAAUGGCAAAUGGCUGAAGAACAUGGAAUCAACAUCUCCAAGCGCAGCCAGCAGCAGCAGGCAGCUGCCCUCAUUUACCAAUUCCGCAUACAAGUUUUGUUGCCUCUCAAGGGAAGAUGUUCUCCGGUUCCUUAUUGGAUGCCUUGGUGCUCUUGCUCCCAUUCCACUGACUCAAAUAUCUUCUCUUGGAGCCAUCAAUCCACACUACUGUCACGUAGAAGCAUCUGCGCCCGCCAUGGAAGCAAUUCAGAAGAUCCCUCAAGACCCAUGCGCCGUUGCUGUAGUCGAGACAACGCCAAAUGGAAUUCGCAAGAUACUUGGAGACAUCUCUACUUACAAACUGUGGAAAUGUGACUAUGUUUCAGCUGCAUGGGCACUGAGGAACCUUUCAGCUGGGCAGUUUGUCAUCGGUGCCGAUGAAAACAUGUCAACGCCCAUCUCAGCUGUCCCAGAGCCUCCCAUCAGCUCAUCACCGGUGGAAGAGAUCGGACCCAGACCCUCGCCCAGGGCGAAGAAGUUCAGCAGCAGGAGCAUCGGGUUCCUGAACAGCCAGGUGAACCAGAUGGUGGUCGGGCGGACGAGGAGUAUGUACCACCGGGGCAGGAGCAUGCCACUGAUGUGCAAGAGCACGAGCUCCCUUGCGGCGGUCAUGGCUCAGAUGCUAUCCCACCGGGCCACACACGUCUGGGUGACGGACCCGGAGUCGGAGGAGGACGGCAUCCUCGUCGGCGUGGUGGGCUACACCGAAAUCUUCAACGCCGUUACGAGGAGUGCUCUUCCUAGUCCGACAACAUCUUGAUGCACUGCACUGUAUUGUACAAUAGGGGGAGUGUACUUGGUUGAUCCGUUGGUGGUUGGCCCCAGUGCGUGCCCUGCUGCACUCAACUGCACACGUAGUUGGGUUGAUUUGUUCGUUUGUCUCGAGAGUUUAUGAGGUUUUUGGUGAUGUGCGUAGCAUAAAACUUGGUGGUAUAUUGUUGCAUUCGUUGUGGACGGUUCAAAUAAAGAUUCGGGCUUUGCCUGGGAGUCUAUUUUGCAUU